Molecule: messenger RNA, 1821 nt
Organism: Teleopsis dalmanni
Lineage: Eukaryota; Metazoa; Arthropoda; Insecta; Diptera; Diopsidae
Product: G2/mitotic-specific cyclin-B3-like
Exons: 2
Coding region: 55-1821 (588 amino acids)
Biological process (GO): mitotic cell cycle phase transition; regulation of cyclin-dependent protein serine/threonine kinase activity
Cellular component (GO): cyclin-dependent protein kinase holoenzyme complex; centrosome; nucleus
Molecular function (GO): cyclin-dependent protein serine/threonine kinase regulator activity
Source: RefSeq, a predicted model, not a curated record
AAAGAAAGUUUAAAUAGAUCUCGAGCUAAAAGGACAAGUAAAUAAUCUAAAACAAUGAGUACCUUGAAUGAUGAAUCUAAUAAAGAAUAUGUUGUAUCAAUGUUUCCUAAGGAUUUUUUCCAAAGGACAGCUCGAGAUCAAAACGAGGAUACGGUAAAAACUCAUGGUAAACAAAAUCCCGAAAAAAAUUCAAUAAAAAACAAGCGCGCUGCAUUAAAGAGCUUCACAAAUAACUCAGGAAUGAUGGCCUUAACCAGUAUAAUAAAUCUUGAAAAGAUUGCUAAACAGGAAAUCAUGUUAAAAAAAAGUGAACGAAUAUUAAAAGAUAUGGCGCAGACGCAUGAUAAACAAAAGACUGCGAAAAGCUCAAUAAAAACUGAAAAAAUCGAAAAUAAAGUAAAAAUGACCAUGCCCAAGACAUUGUAUCUAGAAAAGCGUACUCGGGAACAAAUCACGGUAAAAAAGAGCGACAAUCGAACUGGUCAGCAUGAACAAAUAUUAAAAAACGUCGCGAAUGUUAACAGUGACUUUUCAAAUCUCUCUAAGGUUACAACAAAAUCGAAUAAAAAUAACUUAUUAAUGAAUGAGAUAAAUAAAAUUAUGGUACCAGCACACUUAAACGUUAAAAAAAAUUACUUUACUGAACCAUUUGCUAUAAUUGAGCCUACCAUGCCAAUGUCGAUUGAUUUACUAAGUAAACCAACUCCUCCCCGUAUUUCUAAUAUAUUUAAUAAAACUGAACAGAGAGUGCACAUGUCUACAGCUGAAUAUAUGCCAAGAGCGGAGUGCGUACACUUUUCACAGAGCUGUGAUGCUACCAAAACAUCUUCAGAGUUACAAAUAAAUGAUAAAAGCGAAGUGGUCUGUGAUAAUAUAACAAUCGAUUUUGAUAAAUUAAAUUGGGAUGAUCCUUAUGCAGUAUCUCAUUACGCAAAGGAUAUUUUCGAUUACCUGAAAGAACGGGAAAAAAAAUUCCCUAUUACAGAUUAUAUGGUAAAACAAAUAAAUCUAUCUAAAUCGCUCCGCUCUCGACUAAUUGACUGGAUGGUUAAAGUGCAAGAGGGAUUUGAUUUAAACGAUGAAACGCUCUAUUUAGCUAUUAAGAUAGUUGAUCUCUAUUUGUGUCGUGUUAUAAUUAAUAAAGAUCAGAUAAUACUGUUAGGUGCCAUUGCACUUUUUAUUGCUUGUAAGUACGAUGAACAAAGGGUGCCUUUGGUAGAAGAUUUUCUCUAUGUAUGUAAUGGUAUCUACAAACGCAAUGAGCUUAUAAAAAUGGAGAUGAACGUGUUAAAAACAAUUGAUUACGAUAUAGGCAUUCCUUUGUCAUAUAAUUUUCUACGUCGGUAUGCUCGUUGUGCUGAAAUCAAUAGUGUAACCUUAACAUUGGCUUGUUAUAUACUAGAAUCAGCAUUAAUGGAUUAUGUGACAAUAUCGUUUAGCGAUUCACAAUUGGCAGCAGCAACUUUGUAUAUGGCGUUGCGUAUGUUCGGUGAAAAGAAAGGAUGGACCGAAAAGCUAGAAUAUUACAGUGGAUAUAAAUUGGAAGAGUUUGCUAUGGUUGUAGUCGUACUAAAUGCAGGAUUACAUCGAGUAAAAAAUUAUAAAAUAAAGGCUAUACGAAAAAAAUAUUCUCGCGAAAUAUUCCACGAAGUCGCUAAAGUACCAUUGAUGACCACUGUAGGACUUUUCGAAGAUAAUUUAGAUUUUAGUUUCGAUAAAUCAAAUUUGGUUUAUAUUAGUGUUGUGAGAAUACAAAAAAGACUGCGACUUUUACGAAAUUUUCUAAAAAUUUGUGAAAUUUCUGUAGUGCAAUCGAAUUAA